Dibothriocephalus latus is the source of this 333-nucleotide messenger RNA. Lineage: Eukaryota; Metazoa; Platyhelminthes; Cestoda; Diphyllobothriidea; Diphyllobothriidae. The record is from the annotation of a GenBank genome assembly.
AUGGACUCGGUCAAUGAGGAACCCCUGUUAGACUAUGGAUCUUCAUUAGCCGAAACUUCGCAGGCGCCCAAAUUUCCUGUCGAUGAAUUUGCCGGUCUCUUGAGGAAUAUUCUUAAGUCUGUACCUCAACUGGAAGCCAACAGUCGCGCAAAUAUUCGCGGUGGAAGUUUUACCAAUCGCAAGACGCAGUUCAGCUCUCUAGUUUUGAAGGCACCCGGUUCCUGUCCUGACAUCGCCGAACCGCCACCCAAGGCCCGGGAGACAAAUCAGCCUGAUCAUCACCCCUCCACAAGUCCACAGUUCUUGACCGCAAAACAGCAGGUUUGUUUCUAA